Molecule: messenger RNA, 1605 nt
Organism: Ipomoea nil (Japanese morning glory)
Lineage: Eukaryota; Viridiplantae; Streptophyta; Magnoliopsida; Solanales; Convolvulaceae
Product: cytochrome P450 CYP736A12-like
Exons: 2
Coding region: 35-1549 (504 amino acids)
Molecular function (GO): heme binding; monooxygenase activity; iron ion binding
Source: RefSeq, a predicted model, not a curated record
CAGCACAAUUGCACCUAAGAGAAAAUCAUUGAUAAUGGCUUCUACGAGUAUUUGUUUAGCACUUGUUUCUAUCUUCAUUGCAACCCUAUUGUGGUUGUUCCGUUACCGGAGGGCUAUAGCGUCGUCGAAAAGUCGCCGGAAACUUCCACCGGGGCCACGUGGGAUUCCCAUCAUCGGAAACCUCCACAUGCUAGGCACCCUCCCGCACCGGUCCCUAAACGAGCUAUCCAAAAAAUACGGCCCCAUAAUGUUCUUGAAGCUGGGUAACGUCCCAACGGUGGUGAUCUCCUCGCCCUCCGCCGCCGAGCUCAUCCUGAAAACCCACGACGCCGUCUUUGCCAGUCGGCCGAAGAGCGACGUUGUGGACAACACCACCAACGGCUCUAAGGGCAUUGGGUUCGCACCGUACGGUCCUCUGUGGCGCGACAACAAGAAAUUCGUAACCCAAGAGCUUCUCACGGCGGCGAAGAUCGAGUCCUUUGCGGCGAUGCGAAAGGCGGAGAUUGAGGCAUUGGUGAAGUCAAUAAGGGCGGCCGCGGAGGGCCGGGAGGCGGUGGAUCUUACUAGUGAGGUGGGGAAGUUGAUUGAGAACGUUACGUACAAAAUGCUGUUUGGGUGUAGUGAUAACAGUGAUAGGCGACAUGAUGACUUCAAGUGUAUCGUUGAAGAGAUCGUGUCUUUGGAGGGAGCUUUCAAUAUUGUAGACUACAUUCCCAUUCUAAAGCCCUUUGAUAUGCAGGGGUUAAACAAGAGAAUUAAAGCAGUUGGAAAAUCUAUUGACAAGUUAUUUGCAGAAAUUAUCAAGGAACAUGAAGAAGAUACAAAAAAAGGCAUCCCAAAAAGCAAUAAGAACAUUGUAGAUAUAAUGCUAUCAUCUCACAAACUCGACUUGGUAAGCAUUAAACCACUUCUCUUGGACAUGAUAGUAGGAUCUGUGGAUACCUCAUGGACAUGGAUCGUGUGGACUUUAGCAGAAAUCAUGAGGCAUCCCAGAGUGAUGAAACGUCUCCAACAAGAGUUGGAGACUAAAGUGGGACUGAAUCGAAUGGUGGAGGAGAAAGACUUGCCCAACUUGGAGUACUUAGAGAUGGUGAUCAAGGAAAGCUUCAGGCUCCAUCCAGUCGCAACGCUACUCCUUCCUCGAGAGUCGAUGGAGGAUAUCGAAUUAGACGGCCACUUCAUACCCAAAAAAACACGGGUUUUAAUAAACUGUUGGGCGAUUGGGCACGACCCUGACUUUUGGUCCGACAAUAAUAAUGUGGAGGAGUUUGUUCCGGAGAGAUUUAUGAACAAGAACAUAGAUCUUCGAGGACAUGAUUUUCACCUACUUCCAUUUGGAUAUGGGAGGAGGGCAUGCCCAGGAGUGAAUUUGGGGUUGAUUAUCGUUAAAUUGAUUGUUGGUCAGUUGAUUCAUUGCUUUAAUUGGGAGCUGCCAAAUGAAAUGUCACAUAGUGAGUUGAACAUGUCUGAGAAAUAUGGUUUGGCAUCUCCGAAAGCCGACCACUUGGUUGUUGUUCCCUCUCAUCGCUUGUUUUCUCAAUUAGCUUAAGUAUAUAUAUUCUCAAGACAUAUAUACAAUAAGUAAUUUGGUUUCUCAUAAUUAUA